CACCACCACCGCCGUCACCUCAAGCUCGCUGCCUCAUCACCUGCCUGCCGCUCUGCUCGUCUUCCGCACCGACGCAUCUGCACAUCUGCUCUGCCGCUCGGCACUGCUCCUGCACGCCGCUGCUGGCGCCGCCCCGCACCUGCGCCGAGCGAGCCGGGCACGGCGGCCCUGCUGCCAUAGUCACGCCGCUGCUCCGUCGCAGCAGCACACUCGCCGCGCAUGGCCGCAGCGACUGCAUCGCCGUCGUCGGCCGCUGCUGCUGCCGCUGCCAUGGCGGCCGCUGCGGCGAGCGUCGCCGCUCCUGUGGCGCUGCCCGUCACUGUCGACACCACUGGCGCACAGAUCCUCGAGCCUGACGCCGAGCCGGCGCCUGGCGCCGCCUCUGCUGCGCCGCCCAGCACGCAGGCGCAGCGCGACGGCCGCGACAUCUACCUGCCCAACCACGUCGAGAGCGUCAGCCACAUUGCGCUGGAUAUCGGCGGCUCGCUCGCCAAGGUCGUCUACUUCACGCAUGCGUGCUCGCCUGAGAGUGCAGUGGGCAGCGGCGAGGGCGCCUCGAGCUCAGCCACACCGACGCUCCCGCUCUCGCCCGCUGUCGCCACGCCCGACACGCCGACGCAGGUCGCGUACACGGCCGACGGCGCCGCUGCCGUGCCGUCGGGCACGCUGACGCCGACGAGCAUCUCACGCUCGCCCUCGUGGCUGGCUCCUGCAACUGCAGGCGCGUCGAGUUCUGCAGCGUCGGCGCUGCGCUCCACAGUGCUGGCGCGCCGCUCGCUGCCCGCGGCGCUCCCCGGCGGGCGUCUCAACUUCAUCAAGUUCGAGACGGCCGACAUUGCCUCGCUGCUCUCCUUCCUCCACACGCUCAUCUCGAGCAGCGCGGCGGCGAACCGCGUGUCGCUGGCCGACAUGCGCCGCUCCGUGUGCCUCUCGGCGACGGGCGGCGGCGCGCACCUCUUCUGCGAGCGCCUGCAGGCCGAGCUCGGCGUCGAGGUGCGCCGCGAGGACGAGAUGCGCGCGCUCAUCACGGGCCUCAACUUCGCCACGCUCAUUCCCGACGAGGUGUUCAGCUAUAGCGACGAGCUCGUCGCCUUUCUGCACUCGCCGCUGCCGGCCUCGUCGUCACCGCCGCCAGGCGGAAAGGCGCGCGCCUCUGGCUCGCGCUCGACCUCGCCGCCCUCGGCGCCCUCGCCUGACCCGCUGCCGCGCCCGUCAGCCGACCCGCCGCUGUAUGCGCCCGUGUACGACUCGCAGCCCUCGCCGCGCCUGCCGUGCCUGCUGGUCAACAUCGGCAGCGGCGUCAGCAUCAUCAAGGUCGACGACUUUGGCGCGUACGAGCGCGUCAGCGGCACCAGUCUUGGCGGCGGUACGCUGUGGGGUCUGCUGAGCCUGCUCACGGACGCGGACAGCUUCGACGAAAUGCUCGACCUGUCCACGCGCGGCGACAAUGCGGCCGUCGACAUGCUCGUCGGCGACAUCUACGGCUCUUCGGACGCGCUCUCGUCGCUCGGCCUCAAGUCGAGCACGAUCGCGUCGAGCUUCGGCAAGGUGUUCCGCAAGGAGGGCGGCGGCAAGCGCGAGCGGCGCAAGAAGUUCCGGCCCGAGGACAUCUGCAAGAGUCUGCUGUACGCGAUCAGCAACAACAUCGGCCAAAUAGCCUUCAUGAACGCGGAGAAGUACAACCUCGACCGCAUCUACUUUGGCGGCUGCUUCAUCCGCGGCCACCAGGCGACCAUCUCGACGCUCUCGUACGCCAUCCGCUUCUGGUCCAAGGGCACGAAGCGCGCCUUCUUCCUGCGCCACGAGGGCUACCUCGGCGCCAUCGGCGCCUGGCUGCGCCAUGUCGGCGAUCCCGCGCCGCGCGAGGCGUCAGGAAAGGGCUUUGCGAACGGAGACCGGCCCCUCGGCGUCCCGACGCCCGUGGCGGAGCUGCCCGAGCCGAGCCUCACGAACGGCUUCCCAUCGCCCGCGGCACGCCACGUGUCCAAUCCUCUGGCCGCACCGCAGGCCCGGGCGCCAUUCUCGCCGCUCGCGCAGAGCAAUGGCGACGAGCCGCCCAGCGCCCGGCGGCCAGCACUUUCGGCUUCGAUGCCGCCGGCGCUGCUCGAGGCUCUGGGCGGCGUUUCGCUGGAUGCGCACGCGCCGCCGCCGGCUCUCGCCAACGGUGAUGCGCACGAGCAAGAAGAGCACGAACCCGAUGCAGCGGAGGAAGAGGACGAGGACGAGGAUGAGGAGGCGCCCUCGGACCUGGCUGCGCUGCUUGCGUCACUCUCGCCAGAAGAUGCCGCCCUGCUCGGGCCGCUGCUCAGCUCGGGCCCUGGCAGCAAGGGCGAGCCAGACGUGCUGGAGCUGCUAGCACGCAUGGACGCGGCAGAGGACGCAGCAGUCGGCCUCGAGGAGCGCCUCGACGGCUUCCUGGGCCGCCUCGACGGCCUGCUGCAGGAGCAAGAGGCCCGGCAAGGCGAGCAGCCGUCAGACGGCGCGCAGGAGCACAGCAGCCCGCGGCCACAAUAGAACAUCGUCACCAGCAUCUCUACUCUGACACUGAGCGUGCUGAUCGUCGUGCACUGGCCUGAGUACGCAUGACAUUUGCUCCUCGCCCCCUCUCACUCCUGCUCCGGCUCAGCCAUGACCGUCUCGUCGCCGGGCGCCGCCUCCUGGAACGGCUCGGCGAGCGCGGCGUCUGGCGGCAGCUCCUUGCUGGCCAAGUUGACGCCUGGCGACUUGGCUGGCCGCGGCUCGUGCUCUGCGUCUGCAUCAGCCGGCGCCUGCGCUUCUUCUGCCUGGGCGGCACGCUUCAUGCUUUUUGUGCGCCGCGCCUCGCCCUUGCUGCUCUUGCCCUUCUGCGGCGACCCUUGCGGCAACGCAGCGGGCACGUCUGCUCCCUCUUCGCUGCCGUUGGCAGUGCCGGCUGCGUCAUCG
Messenger RNA from Tilletiopsis washingtonensis, 2922 nucleotides. Its product is annotated as fumble-domain-containing protein. Gene Ontology annotation, biological process: coenzyme A biosynthetic process. The record is from RefSeq and is a predicted model, not a curated record. Lineage: Eukaryota; Fungi; Basidiomycota; Exobasidiomycetes; Entylomatales. Gene Ontology annotation, molecular function: pantothenate kinase activity; ATP binding. The transcript has 5 exons. Gene Ontology annotation, cellular component: nucleus; cytosol. The coding region runs from base 220 to 2514 and encodes 764 amino acids.